Messenger RNA from Thrips palmi, 2536 nucleotides. RefSeq names its product diuretic hormone receptor-like. The transcript has 13 exons. Bases 1 to 1548 code for a protein of 515 amino acids. NCBI's taxonomy places the organism in Eukaryota, Metazoa, Arthropoda, Insecta, Thysanoptera, Thripidae. Gene Ontology annotation, molecular function: G protein-coupled peptide receptor activity; peptide hormone binding; diuretic hormone receptor activity. Gene Ontology annotation, biological process: cell surface receptor signaling pathway; adenylate cyclase-modulating G protein-coupled receptor signaling pathway. Gene Ontology annotation, cellular component: plasma membrane. The record is from RefSeq and is a predicted model, not a curated record.
AUGCUGGACGGCGUCGGUCGCACCCUGGGCACCCUGGGCACCCUGGGCACCCUGGGCACCCUGGGCACCCUGGGCACCCUAGUGACGCCCCGACUGGGGCAGGGCUCGGACUGGGGCUCGGACUGGGGCUCGGACUGGGGCUCGCAUCCCCAGCACAGAGCGGUGGACGCGGACCGCGCCGACGUCGUGGACGCCGGGCCGUGGCUGGCCGCCAACCGGUCCCUCGAGACGGAGGAGGUGUGCGCGCUGCAAGCCUCUCUCCGGCCCACCCCCGCGGGCCUGCACUGCGCCUCGGCCUUCGACGCCAUCCUCUGCUGGCCGCCCACCGGCGCGGGGCUGCUGGCCGAGCAGCAGUGCUUCGACGAGCUCAACGGCGUCAAGUACGACCCCGCAGGCCUGGCGUCGCGGUGGUGCCUCCCCAACGGCACCUGGUCGCGCUACUCCAACUACACGCUGUGCCGCGAGCUAGCCCCGCCGCUGGGGCCAGAGGCGCCCGAGGCGUGGUGGGCCGUGGAGCUGACCCACGUCGUGUACCAGGUGGGGUACGGCAUGUCCCUCGUCGCCCUCUUCUUCGCCGUGCUCAUCUUCGUGUCCUUCAAGGACCUGCACUGUCUACGAAACUCGAUCCACUCCAACCUCAUGUGCGCCUACAUCCUGGCGGACUUCACGUGGAUUCUUAAUUAUUCAAUUCAGACUGAUUCCACCGAGUGCGUUUGCUUGCUCGUGCUCUUCCACUAUUUUCACUUGACUACAUUCACGUGGAUGUUCGUGGAAGGGCUGUACUUAUACAUUCUGGUCGUGGAGACGUUCACUCGGGAGAACGUCCGACUGCGGUGCUACAUUCUCAUCGGCUGGGGGUCGCCGAUGGUGUUCGUGACGCUGUGGGUGCUGGUCCGCUGCCUGACGCCGUCGCCGGAGCCACAGGGCCCCGCCGAGUCGCUGCUGCGCCACUGCACCUGGAUGAUCGCGCACUGGUCCGACUGGCUGUACCAGGCGCCCGCGCUCGUCAUCCUGGCCGUCAACUCCGUGUUCCUCAUCGUCAUCAUGUGGGUGCUCAUCACCAAGCUGCGGUCCGCCACGUCGUUGGAGACGCAGCAGUCCCGGAAGGCCACCAAGGCCCUGCUGGUGCUGAUCCCGCUGCUCGGCAUGACGUACGUGCUCACCAUGGCCGCGCCGCCCGACGACGCCACCGGCGCGGCCGUCUACUCCACGGCCAGGGCGUGCCUGCUGUCCACCCAGGGCUUGAGCGUGGCCCUGCUGUACUGCUUCCUGAACGCCGAGGUGCGGCGCGCCCUGCACCACCGCUGGCACCGCUACAGGGAGUCCCGCGACCUGGCGGCCAGGCCGUGCCCCGCCUGCGCCAAGGACUGGUCGCCGCGGUCGCGCACCGAGAGCAUACGGCUGUACUGCCCGCCGGCGACGACGGGCACGGGCGGCAGCGGCAAGCGGGAGUCGACGGCCAGCCAGAACACCACGACCACGCUGCUCGGACACCAGCUGGCGCUCCACCACCAGGCCCACCACAACGCCGUCGAGCACACUGUCUAGGCCGUCGAGGCCCUGGACUCUGGCACGGAGCACGGCCGGCCGCCGAGCCCCACCGCCCACCGCACCUCGGCCAGCCUCCUUGCCCUCUUCCACCGGCCGUCUGUCGGCUGCCCCGGGGUCUUCAGAAUAAAUUUGAAUUGUUUUCGCGGGGGAUAGUCCGGAGGAGUUUGAGAUAACACACUGGGAGUCGCAAACGCCUACAAUAACAGCGCGAUGGCCAGUGCACCGGAACGUCGGCGUAGCCAACACAGCCAAGUCGUGCUUGAAUCUCUUGCAGAAGAAUUUGAGUUCGUUCACUUCGAAUGAGGACGUGUUGUCUGUCAAGUGGAUCCCGUGGACCGUAUGGGCGAGGACUGUGGACCAUCCCUGUUGUGGGUUUAGUACAAAUCCAGUGAACCCAAAACCACAUAAACACUGUGUACCCUGUGUGGACCAUGAGUUGAAUGGAAGAAUCUGUUUGAAUGAGUAACUAGUGUGAAAGUUAGUUUUUUACAAUAAAAUUAAAGCUACAAAAACACGCAAAAAAAAAUUUGCUUGCUUUGAUAAAGGCAUAAUAUUUUUUGCCCAUUUGUUUCACAAAACACAGUUGUUACCUUUCCAUUAUUUAUUUUUGUGCUAAUACCUAAAAAACUUGUGUUUAUGUUCGUUUUUCUCAAUUUGCCUUCUCAAAAAACAACUUUUACUAUCAAGAUAUUUACACCAUACUCAGGUAAUUGGCGAACAGCAAAACAUGUUUUGUGAAACAAUCAACAAGGAGACCAGGGGGCUCCGUUUCCCUUAUCUCCACACUUUAUGAUCUCUUUGCAAGAAAGCCAAGUACAUCACAAGCAAGCAUUGUAAUAUAUAAAUAAUAAUAAAUGAAAUAUUAGAAAUUUCAGCACCAAAAUACAUUGUUUUGUUUCUUUGUAAAUAUAUUUUGUUAAGUGCUCUUCUAGAAUAGUUAUUAAAUAAGUGUAAAAAAAUAUAAAUAAAUUCACUGUUUUCCACA